GGGUGGGAAAUGGCGGCCUGGGCGCGGGCGGUGCGGGGGUUGCUGCUGGAUAUCAGCGGGGUCCUCUACGACAGCGGCGGUGAUGGCGGGGUGCCCAUCGCCGGUUCGGUGGAGGCGGUGCGCAGGAUCAAAGCGUCCGGUCUGAAGCUGCGGUUUUGCACUAACGAAACCCAAGCGACCCGGGAGAAUUUUGUGAAGAAGCUCCAGGGCAUGGGCUUUGACAUCUCCGUGGCCGAAGUCACUGCCCCGGCGCCAGCAGCCUGCCGCAUUUUGAAGGAGCGCAGCCUGAGGCCGCACUUGCUCGUGCACAACGAUCUUGUCCCUGAAUUUGCUGAGAUCGAUAAAACAAACCCAAACUGUGUUGUUAUCGGAGAUGCAGCAGAAAACUUUACCUACGCAAACCUUAAUGAAGCUUUCCGAGUUCUGAUUGGGAUGGAGAAGCCUGUUUUGAUCUCCCUUGGAAGAGGACGCUACUAUAAAGAAACCGAUGGUCUGAAACUUGAUGUUGGAGCAUAUAUGAAGGCAUUAGAGUAUGCCUGUGAUGUUCAAGCUGAGGUAGUGGGAAAACCAGCAAAAAUGUUUUUUGAGUCAGCCUUAGCAGAAAUGGGAGUUCCACCACAGCAGGCCAUCAUGAUUGGAGAUGAUAUUGUGAAUGAUGUAGGAGGUGCCCAGCGGUGCGGUAUGAGAGCUCUGCAAGUGCGGACAGGGAAGUACAGAUGCUUCCUGGAUCGAAAGGAGCGACUGGAUCUGAUGGGAUGGAUAAACAACUUUGCAGCUCUCGGUUCCUGCAGCUCAGCUCCCCAGUGUCAUCCCAGCGACUGUCCCUGCCUGGCCGUGGGUCACUCUGCUGUCAUGCAGGGUGACUCUGCGUCCCGAGGCUCAAGGAGGGGGUUUUGUGAACAGCCCAAAUCCUGGUUGAUGAGGGGACUGGAUGGAGCCAUCUGUCCCAGUCCCAGCAUGGCUCUUGCUCCUGCCAAGUUCAGUAAGGCUGCACAUGAGCACGUCUCCACAGCUCCAGCUGCCUCCUGACACCAACAUGCCACUGGCUGCCUGCUCUUAGGCAGUGCCCAACAUCAUACACCCUAGUCCUAGGGGCAGAAAUCAUCUCUGGGUGGCGCUGGGCAAACCAGGGUGAUUGAAAACUUCCUUCAAGCCCCUCUCUGAUGCUGGCAUUGUUCCUACGCGUGCACUUCUUCUGCCCUCCUUCCCAGAUCAUCUGCUGCACAGGUUGAAGGUGCUGAGCAGGGACCUUCUUGCUGCUGAUGGCUGAGCUGUUCCCGCACAGUUCCCUUCGGAUACUGUGGGGACAUCCCCUUUGGAUGGUGUGGGAACAUCUUGCAUCCCUUCCCAGGAAAAGCCAGGCUCUUCUGAGCAGGAUGCUGUAACCCCCAGAGCCUCGGUGACAGGCUGUGUUGGCCCUCCUGACUUUAUCUGAGGAAUGAGACUGUGUUGAAAGGUUUGGGGGAAAAGCAAACUGACCAUUACUGGGCUCUGUAGGUGGAGAGGAAUCUGGGGCUGAAAGCUGGACCAGCCCAGCCUGUGCUGCAGGGCCCUGCUACACUCCCAACAAAACCCAUGCACGUGGCCAGGUGGGUUUUAUCCAAGAGAGCAGUGCUCAAGGAAAAACAUACAGAAAAGCUGCGGUGCUUCUUCCAGCUCACGUGUACCCGUGUUUUCUGAAUGGAAAAGUCCACGAUCCUGUGAGAGUGGCUGGAGAGAAACCCCAUCUCGCAGCCCCCUGCGAGGGCACUGCAAACAUGUGGAGACAUGAAACAACCUCUAUACAAGAGUAAUGGGCAGUGUCCUCACUUCUGCCUGACCUUUUCGGUGCUGGCUCGGUUACCAGCAGUUCCUCUUCUCCUCCGAGGCAGCCUGGCAGGCGGUGUUGAUGGGACCAGCCACUAAAAUGGUAGAAGGUGUCAAGAAACGAAAAGCAACCAAGAGUCUUACUGUCUUGCCCGAGUAUUUUUGUAUUGGAUGUGAGGGCUGCAAUACGGUGUUUGGCUGGGACUGGAUCGAGUGCAGACUGCAUCUGUAUUCAGCGCUGUCUUGGCCGGUUAGCAAACUAACUUGAUCCCAGGUGGCCAUCAUCUGGAGAGUGGCUGAUUGCCAAGUAAAUCCAGGAGCUGCUAUCUUUAUAGGAAACUCCUAGAAGAUUGACUAGGCAGUAAAACAAGAGUUUUCUAUAGCAAUUACUCUGCAGGGAAUUUGGCCCGAUCUCUGCAUUGCAAAUGUAUAGGACAUAUGCCUAUAGGAAUCCUUGAGAGUGCGAUAGAAUUUAAUCAAUCCCAUUUGUUUGUGUGGAGAGUCAGGCCAGAUCUCUGUGGCAGACGCCCAGGGAACACUGGAGGCAGCAUAACCUGCUAAGCAAAGAUGUAUGUGGCCUCGUGAACAGAAUAACACCAAAUUUGCUUUUUUGUCCCUCAGUCAACGCUUUCCCUUACUGCAUGCAGUCUUUGCUCAUCCUUUCAUUUUCCUCAUUUUUUUUUCCUUCUCUGUCUCUUUGCCCCAGAUUCCUGUCUUUAUUUAUUUGUUUCUUUAUUUAUGUGUCUGCCUUGCUUUCUUCUUAUGCUUCAUUCUGUGCUGGGAGGCAAGAAGAGGCGAUUGCAUGUGACGGGGCUGUUCUGCAGCCCGGCUCACUGCGGGUCCUCGCUGAAUCCGGGGACUGGGCAGGAGCAUGAAGGUGCUGGGGGUCCUGGUGGGCUCCCACUGCUGCCCUGGGGACACUGUGACCUCCGAUGUCCCUUUGGGAGCACAUGGCAGAGAGCUGUCCUGCAGGCUGAAGAACAAACCCAGCACCAGCAACUGGUGUGCUUCGUGGGAGUGGGUCCUGGCUUCGGAGUUACACCAGUCAAACAAAUCCCAAAUGAGUUCCUAAUGAUCCAUGGUGGUUUAAGGGUUUUUAUUUCCAAAUAAAUGACUUUCCCAGGCACGUUUGUUAUCCCUUUUGAAAACUCUCGGUUCUGCUGUAUGUCCAAGCUGUGCACAAGCAACACACUGAUAAAGAACAACCUGUUGGCAUGAUAAUGUGUAAUUAUACUGUAUAUUUAUUGGAUUGGAUUUACAAGCAACAUGAAAAUGUGAAGAUCUGCUGGCAGCUUAGGCUUCUCCUCUGUCUUGUUCAGCCUGCUGCCCAUACAAAUAACAUGGAAGUUUUGUGUAAUUACAGGAGAUUUGA
Tyto alba (common barn owl) is the source of this 3178-nucleotide messenger RNA. It is a transcript of the gene LHPP, whose product is annotated as phospholysine phosphohistidine inorganic pyrophosphate phosphatase. Bases 10 to 1029 code for a protein of 339 amino acids. The record is from RefSeq and is a predicted model, not a curated record. Gene Ontology annotation, molecular function: phosphatase activity; inorganic diphosphate phosphatase activity. NCBI's taxonomy places the organism in Eukaryota, Metazoa, Chordata, Aves, Strigiformes, Tytonidae. Gene Ontology annotation, biological process: dephosphorylation. The transcript is spliced from 7 exons. Gene Ontology annotation, cellular component: cytosol.